AUGGGCGAUAUACCUCAGUGGGGCUACCAGGCAUGGCAAGGUGGCAUUGGUGAACUCGGGGUGGAGUGGAACUACUGUAACCAGGAGUGGGCAAUCUGUUCGCCGCAACCACAAGCCUGCGCCUUCACAGGAAUCUGCAACAACUGUGCAGGAUAUCUUGCAAAGCCCUUCAAGUCGGCUUCCUGCUGCCAAUCUGCCACUCCACAGCCGUGCUUCGAAAGCGUCCUAGCAGGCGCCAACAACAACGCGAACCUCGCCACGCCAAGCUCAGCCCCUGUAACCAUCACAGACCCAAACCUAUCAGUUUGCGCCACAGCACUGUCCGGUCUCUCCGCCUGCGAAGCAGCGACCUCUUCCUUCACAGACCUAGACGCUUCGGUGCAAGCAAGCUGUCUCUGCUAUAACUCCGGUGGUAGCUUCGCUGCUUCGGUCUUCGAUGGGCCAUGGAGUUCCUGUGUAGCGUGGGCACAGACGGCAGACACGACCGACUAUCCGGCCCUAUCGAGUGCGAUGGGCUUCUGCUCGAGCUUCGCAGGCCAAAAUCAAGCACAGCAGAGUCCGGGCGCGACCGGCGGAAGUGGUGGCAGCGCGGGUACAGGCGGUGUCAGUCAGGCGAGCAAGACCUCAGCAUCGCCAGGAUCCACUCAGCAGACUUCUGCUCCCCAGACCUCAGCAGCUGGGUCUACAGCUUCGGCGUCACAGAAGGUAGCCACUAGCGGUGGGCGCAAGUUGAAGAGGUCCGGUUUCCAAGUUCUUGUCCUGGUAUCUGUGGCUAUGCUGUUCCGUGCUUAG
Molecule: messenger RNA, 792 nt
Organism: Recurvomyces mirabilis
Lineage: Eukaryota; Fungi; Ascomycota; Dothideomycetes; Mycosphaerellales; Teratosphaeriaceae
Exons: 2
Coding region: 1-792 (263 amino acids)
Source: RefSeq, a predicted model, not a curated record